UCGUCUCUAUGUGGCAGUUGAAAUCCCGGAGAGCAGAGGACAGGCAGCACUGAGAGGCAGGAAGACAGAGAGAGAGGUCGAAGAAGGAAGAGCAGGGGGAGUGACACGGCGUGCACUGCUGGGACAAACUGCACAACUCCCUUCAGCUGUCUGCUUUUAUUUUCCAUGAGUGCUGCAAGCGUUCUCAGGUCUUUCAGUCCUUCAGCAAUGCCUGGUCCCGUCAUGCCGAUGGAUGUGGCAAUGAGGUUCUACAUCAGCCACUCUCCGCCUCCUCUCAGAGGUUUCCUCAGCUCGUACGAGGAGCUGCAGCGAGCCAAGAACCGGGUCAACCAGUCCACCACCUGCAUCCAGCAGCUCUACAAACCCCUGCGGCCAUGCAUCAGCAGCCAGCAGAAGGCGGUGGACGGCGGGGACUGCAUGGGGUGGAACAGCACCAACAAGGCCAGCAAGAAGAAGGUGGUGUUCGCAGACACGAAAGGCAUGUCACUCACCGCCAUCCACGUCUUCUCCAAGUUCGACGACGAGCCGUACCGGAACAAGCGCUGCGGGGGAGUCACGGAGGACUUGCAGUUCGACAUGGCAGAUCUGGAAACGGCGACGAUGGAUCUAAAGAUCAGCUCGGCGCGCAGCCUGGUGCUGGACUUUAAACAGCCCUCAGCCGACUACCUGGACUUCCGGAACCGCCUGAUUCAGAACUCCGUCUGCCUGGAGAACUGCUCGCUGCAGGAGCGCUCGCUGACCGGCACCAUCAAGGUCCGGAACAUCGGGUUCGAGAAGUCGGUGCAGCUGCGUGCCACAUUCGAUUCAUGGACCAGCUUCACCAACGUUGAGUGCACCUUCAUGAACAACGUCUACAGCUGCCAGGAUAACGACACCUUCGCAUUCGUCCUGGAGCUGCCCACCUACAUCCCACCACAGAACCAGGUUGAGUUCUGCAUCUGCUUCAAAGUCCAAGACCAGGUCUUCUGGGACAAUAACGACGGCAAGAACUACAUCCUCAAGCACGUUGGCUGGAGCGGCGAGCACCUGAACAUUCCCACGCCCCCAACUUCUGCUGAGCAGAAGCCUUCAGAACACAAAAACGGUGGCGUGAAGGUUCUGGAGAUGGACUUUGAUCAGUUCGGAAGUCCACGCAUGUCCAGCGGACUCUUUCCCGGCUGGCAGAGCUGGGGUCAGAUCGAUAACACUGUGCCUUACUGGUGAAAACAUCAGGAUGUUUGCUGAACAAGAACCGAGAGUGUGACGGGGCAUUCAGUAUGAACCAGCUGUGGGCCUGAGCUGAGCCUGGCUCGCAGCCACAGACUGAAGCAAACAAACCGGCUUUUAUAGCAGAGGAAGUGCUCAAACCAGACAGAACCUGGACUGUGACGUGCCCAAACCAGACAGAACCUGGACUGUAACGUGCCCAAACCAGACAGAACCUGGACUGUGACGUGCUCAACUGACCUGCUUUCUGCUGUAACGUGGUGGACCGGACUGAAAGACUGGAUGAUGUGGAUGAUGAAUGAUUCUGUAAAUAUUAACGUGCCUUCUGUUUUGUUGAUGCGCUGAAUGAGACGUCACUGUGUGAAGUGCAGCUGAUUAAAGUCCUUCAUAUUGAAGGGAAAGUGCAGCUGAUUCAUUUGUGAUGAAAACAAAAUGCACACUAAACGUUUUGCACCUUUAAAGAGAAAAUCAUGAAAUGAUGAUUCAAACCUUUAUGUAACUGAAUGGUAUGGAGCCGCCCUUUGCUUCCCUCCGUGUACGUUGCACAUGUUUGUCUGAUGUAAUUUUGAAGUUAAGAAACUGAGCUGCUAUCGAUGAUGUCACGAGAGACUCUGCAUGUGAUUGGUUGUCUCGAACAGGGAAGACAUUUUGAAGUCUGAAUGUUUGUGUUUAGAAGUGAUGAUGUGACGAGCGGCUGGAUGCCAUUUCUCUUUGUUUUCACUUGAAGGUGUCGCUGACGUUUCCUUUUCAGAAAUAAAUUUCUAUAUUUGUGCUAAAA
This is a messenger RNA of Larimichthys crocea (large yellow croaker), 1984 nucleotides long. Its product is annotated as protein phosphatase 1 regulatory subunit 3C-B. The record is from RefSeq and is a predicted model, not a curated record. Gene Ontology annotation, molecular function: protein phosphatase 1 binding; glycogen binding. Gene Ontology annotation, biological process: regulation of glycogen biosynthetic process. The transcript has 2 exons. The coding region runs from base 166 to 1203 and encodes 345 amino acids. Gene Ontology annotation, cellular component: protein phosphatase type 1 complex. Lineage: Eukaryota; Metazoa; Chordata; Actinopteri; Sciaenidae.